Molecule: messenger RNA, 759 nt
Organism: Impatiens glandulifera
Lineage: Eukaryota; Viridiplantae; Streptophyta; Magnoliopsida; Ericales; Balsaminaceae
Product: photosystem I chlorophyll a/b-binding protein 6, chloroplastic-like
Exons: 1
Coding region: 1-759 (252 amino acids)
Biological process (GO): photosynthesis, light harvesting in photosystem I; response to light stimulus
Cellular component (GO): membrane
Source: RefSeq, a predicted model, not a curated record
AUGGAUGGUUUGAUCUCAGGAUCUGAUUCGGAACUGCUGAAAUGGUUUGCACAAGCUGAGCUAAUACACAGCAGAUGGGCAAUGCUUGCUGUGUCUGGAAUUCUGAUUCCAGAAUGGCUAGAAAGUCUAGGGUUUAUUGAGAAGUUCUCUUGGUACGAUGCAGGAGCACAAGAAUACUUUGCAGAUUCCACAACUCUGUUUGUGGUGCAAUUGGGGCUAAUGGGUUGGGUUGAAGGACGGAGAUGGGCAGACAUAAUAAAACCAGGGUGCGUGGAUAUAGAACCGAGUUUUCCACAUAAGAAGAAGCCAGAGGUCGAUGUUGGCUAUCCAGGCGGGCUUUGGUUCGACCCUUUGAUGUGGGGUAGAGGGUCACCGGAGCCAGUGAUGGUUCUUAGGACUAAAGAGAUCAAGAAUGGUCGGCUUGCCAUGCUUGCAUUCAUUGGGUUUGUUUUUCAGGCAAUUUAUACAGGACAAGGCCCUUUAGAGAAUCUUUCAGCUCAUAUUGUUGAUCCAGGACACUACAAUGUCUUCUUGGGUUUCCAUUUUCAGAAUAUAUAUAAAGGUGUGGAAUCUGCGAAGUAUUCUUGUGCUCCUGCAUCGUACCAAGAGAACUUCUCAAUAAACCCCAGACUUUCUAGCCAUUCUGGAAUCAGAAUUCCAGACACAGCAAGCAUUGCCCAUCUGCUGUGUAUUAGCUCAGCUUGUGCAAACCAUUUCAGCAGUUCCGAAUCAGAUCCUGAGAUCAAACCAUCCAUUUAA